AUGCCGCUCAGCAUGCUGCUGAAUCCUGCGCAGUCACAAAUGAAUUCUAGGGGAGCUCCCGGUAUGGCUCCUAUGUCACAUUCUGUUGAUGGCACUUUCCGCGGAGAAAACCAGAACGCUGGUUCCGGGGCUGGAAUGAAACAUAUGCAGCAGAACACACGAGCGCCAGGCGGUCCAUUACCAGCCAAUCCAUCUGCCAGUGGUGGAGCUCCACGCUAUCUCAGUAACUCGUCUGGAAAGGGUCGUUUUGACCAGAAUGCUGGAGUGUCCCAGAACUCUCAUGCCUACCAGCAACUGAAUUCAACUAAUGCCAAUUCAGUGCUUUCUGAAACAAACCAAUCUCUUGCCUCACAGAUGUUGACACAGUCUAUGGAAACUGGAUCUGGAGGUAUGCUGUCUCAGCAAGGCAAUUGGCUAUCUGGCGAUGGUCGUGGAGGAAAUCGCUAUUCCGACGGGUUUAUGGGUGGCGGAAAAGCAUCAGCUCUUGCCAGCCAAACUGGGGGUCACAUGGGAUUGUCAGGCCUUUCGCAGGACAGCACAGUCGACUUUGGCUUCGGAUCUGUUACGUCCACUAGUCAGGUGGAGAAUCUACUCCUCUCACAAGACGCCACGUUUCAAGGUCCUGCUGCUGCUGCUAGUGCCUCCAUGCAGAGAACGGCAGACAACCCGUUCGCACUUAACUUUGACGGCCUGGGCUUCACCGAUGUGGGCGGCGGCAACUCUUCUGGUGGUAAUCCGAGUGGAAGGACACCGCUGUCACAAUUUUAA
Molecule: messenger RNA, 768 nt
Organism: Dibothriocephalus latus
Lineage: Eukaryota; Metazoa; Platyhelminthes; Cestoda; Diphyllobothriidea; Diphyllobothriidae
Source: the annotation of a GenBank genome assembly